Molecule: messenger RNA, 1668 nt
Organism: Aspergillus melleus
Lineage: Eukaryota; Fungi; Ascomycota; Eurotiomycetes; Eurotiales; Aspergillaceae
Product: Zn(II)2Cys6 transcription factor
Exons: 3
Coding region: 1-1668 (555 amino acids)
Biological process (GO): regulation of DNA-templated transcription
Molecular function (GO): DNA-binding transcription factor activity, RNA polymerase II-specific; zinc ion binding
Source: RefSeq, a predicted model, not a curated record
AUGGUCUAUGGCCGCCAGCGCAGCCACGGGUGCAUUCUCUGCCGCAGGCGUAAAAUCAAAUGCGACGAACGCAAACCUUCCUGUCGCAACUGCGAAUCCUACGGCAAAGCAUGUCCCGGCUACACGCGCUCUUCGUUCCCGAUUAUCUUCCGGAAUGAGAAACGUCGCGUUGAGGCGUUAGUACGGAAGUCGCGAAAGAAGUCGCCGUUGGAAGAUGGGCCAGGCGCUGCCGAUGCCGAUGCGGUGGCGGCAUCUACAUCAUUGUCCGUGGACGGCCAGGAUGCAAAUGCAGCUGCAGAUGCAGAUGGGUAUGCAGGUCCCCGAUCCCCGAUCACGAGCCCCGCGCGCAGUCCGCUGGUUCUAUUGCAGAAGAAGUACAUGCGACAACCCGUGCCGAGGUAUCUGGACACGCCGUGGGAAGUGCAGAGUCAUUGUUUCUUUAUGGAGCAGUAUACCAUGCCGCCGGAGGUGGAUGGGAGUCCAGGACCGUUGGACUCGGUGCCGCUGUUGUAUUCACUGUGCCAGGAACAAAGUUUCGGUCCGAGCGAGAUCCAAGGGGGUGGUGCAGGGAAUGCCCCGUUAUCAUGUCUUCAAGCGGCAAUCGAUGCCGCUGCGUUCGGGGCUUUCGCGAAUAAAGCGCGACUGCCAGGGUUAGGCAUCCAAGCGAGACGAAGAUACGGACAGGCACUGCGAGAAUUGAAUCGUGCGCUGGAGAGCGUCGACGAUGCGACCAAGACCGAGACACUCGGCGCCAUAGUCAUGCUCAUUAUAUUCGAGGACGUCAACAACGAGCGCGAUCGCUUGCUGAGCACGCAUAUCACGGGGAUCCAGUAUUUGUUGAAACUACGCGGCUUGAAACAAUUACGUGACCCGGCUACGAGGUCGUUGUUUCAUUUCGCCUUUACCCAGAUGACAAUCCAAUUCCUCGGCUUCAAUGAUCCCCUCAAAAUCGACCUCGAUUGGCUCCUUGUCCUCUUCACCAUCCCGCACCCAAUCUACAACAUGAUGGCCGGGGUGUCGCGGAUCGGCAAAUAUUGCGCCACGGCUACGCAGAUGCUCUUGGCAGCAUUCUUGUCGCGAGAAACAUUGACCUCUCUGCUGGAAACAGGGGAACGGUUAGACCUCGAGUUCAAUCAGUGGCACAGAGGAAUGCCGGAUGAAUGGCUACCGCAGCGUAUCCCCUCCCCAGCGGGAGGCACACUGCUCGUAUACCCGGACACCACGGCUGCAGGGGUCUGGAACUACUAUCGCAGCGCGCGAAUCGUCCUGCAGAGAUGUCUUAUUGAGGUUCAUAAACGGCUGGAUCCGUUCUGCAAGGCCUCCUCCGGAUUACCGGAUCCGGACGUUAACCUUGACACCCCCGAGGAUGUGAUUAGAGGUAUGAUAUCCGGUAUCUGCGAUACUAUCCCCUUUGCGCUUGGAGAUGUGGAUUACUUGGGUCACGCGACAAGGAAUCAUGGACGGGAGGGAACGGGGUUGAAGGCUAUCCAGGAAUUUGCGCUCCUGUGGCCGAUCUGGAGUAUUACGCAGUGUGAACAGGCGACGUGCGGGCAGAAGAGUCUGGCUCGAGAGACGCUGUGGCGGUUGGGGUUGUCGAAUGGGAUUAAACUGGGGUUGGGGUUGGCUGAUGAGAGGACGGUGCUGGGGAUGGCUCCUGGGUUUGCAUGA